CAGAACCCUAGAGAUAUCCCUGGUGUCAGAAAAAGAAAAGAAAAAGAAAGAAAGAAAAGAAAAAGGUUUCCAGGCAGCCACAGAAACCCACGCAGGCUUUGCCAACAGCGGCGAGGCCGGAAAACGACUGUCCGGCCCAGGGAGGGACUAAGGGCCAAGGGCGCAGUGGCCGCGCAGGGUCCACCCGCGGGCUGUUCGCCGGGCGCCCCAGCCCCGCAGCCCUGCAGCCCCGCAGCCCCGCAGCCCCCGUGCGGCCCUGCACUCUGGGCAGGUCAACGCGGGGCCUGCGCCCGGGCCCUUCCCGCUGGGCGGAGCGGCGGCCAUCCCGGCCGGCCCGGCGCCACCUGCUGCACCCCGCGGCCACCGCGGCGACCCUCCCGGACACCGCGGGCCUGGAGCUCCCUCCCCGCGAGCCCGCCGUGGAGGUUGGAAACCUCACAGAAACAUGAAGCUGUCCACCAUCUGGAACUCAGAAACUCUUUGGGAGCUGACUGCAGGCUUCUAGAACAUCCAGGUGUUCUACAGAUGUGAACACUGACCCUGCACUCACCAGCUGGAGCCUGAACAGAUCCUCUUAACGCUGGCAUCUACAGACAUAGAAAAGUCAAGUCCUAAGUAGCCAGGGAACCAUUGUUGAUACUGAUCAGGGUGAUUCCUGGACACAGCCAGUCACCUUAUGAAGCUGCAGCGGGGGACAGCCCAAAUUUGGGGUUGCAGAUUUCCUGGGGUUCUAAAUGGGGACCUUGUUUUGGUAGCACCCACCACCAGCAGGCCCUUUUCCUUCACGGAAGCUCGGCUUUCCAGGGACUCCCCGCGUUGAAAGUGAACAGCUCUCUGAGGUUCUCCAGGAACCCUUCAUUCCUCACCCACAGUCACUGCAGACACUGGGAGGCCUUCUCUCCACCAUGGGCUGGAUAUUUCUAACGGUUUUGUUGGUGGGGGUGAGCUUCUUGGGAUAUCGUUACCCGCUUGUGGAUUUUUGCGUCACUGGGCAAACAAGAAGUCAGAAACCAAAUUUUGUAAUCAUCUUGGCAGAUGACAUGGGGUGGGGUGACCUGGGGGCAAACUGGGCAGAAGCCAAAGACACUGCCAACCUUGAUAAGAUGGCUGCAGAAGGAAUGAGAUCUUGCUGGCAUACCUCCACCCCACCAAGGCUCUCUGCUUGGAGCUGGAAUGGCAACUCUAAGCCCCACCAUCAUGGAGCCUCUAAGCCGGGAAGAAACUCAAAGGCACUUCUUACUGUAGAAAUGUUUGUGGACUUCCACGCUGCCGCUUCUACCUGCUCUCCCUCCCGCGCCUCCCUGCUCACUGGCCGGCUUGGCCUGCGCAACGGAGUCACGCACAACUUCGCCGUCACCUCUGUGGGGGGCCUCCCCCUCAACGAGACCACCUUGGCCGAAGUGCUGCAGCGGGCUGGCUAUGCCACCGGGAUGAUAGGCAAAUGGCACCUUGGGCACCACGGCUCUUAUCACCCCAACUUCCGAGGCUUCGAUUAUUACUUUGGGAUCCCCUACAGCCAUGACAUGGGCUGCACUGAUACCCCAGGAUACAACCUACCUCCUUGCCCAGCAUGCCCGAAGUUCGAGAGACCAUCCAGGGCUCUUGAGAGGGACUGUUACACUGACGUGGCCCUCCCGCUCUAUGAAAACCUCCACAUUGUGGAGCAGCCUGUGAACCUCAGCAGCCUAGCACAGAAGUAUGCGGAGAAGGCGGCACAGUUCAUCCAGCACGCGAGUGCCAGCAGAAGGCCCUUCCUGCUCUACGUGGCCCUGGCUCACAUGCACGUGCCCCUGUCCAGGAUGCAGCCCCUCCCAGACCCCCAGGGUCGGGGACCUUAUUCCGCCAGUCUUCAGGAGAUGGACAGCCUGGUGGGUCAGAUCAAGGACACAGUUGACCACACAGCGAAAGGAAACACACUCCUCUGGUUUACAGGAGACAAUGGCCCUUGGGCUCAGAAGUGUGAGCUGGCGGGCAGCGUGGGUCCCUUCACUGGAUUGUGGCAAACGCAUCAAGGGGGGAGUCCUGCCAAGCAGACCACGUGGGAAGGAGGGCACAGGGUCCCGGCUCUGGCUUACUGGCCUGGCAGAGUCCCCACCAAUGUCACCAGCACGGCCUUGUUAAGCAUGCUGGACAUCUUCCCCACCGUGGUGACCCUGGCAGGGGCCAGUCUACCCCAGGCCCGGCGCUUCGACGGUCUGGAUGUGUCCGAGGUGCUCUUCGGCAGGUCUCAGAUGGGACACAGGACGCUGUUCCACCCCAAUAGCGGAGCGGCUGGAGUGUACGGAGCCCUUCAGACCUUGCGUCUGGAGCAUUACAAGGCCUUCUACAUCACUGGGGGAGCGAAAGCCUGUGAUGGGAGCGUGGGGCCAGAGCAACAACAGGAGCUCCCCCUGAUUUUCAACGUGGAAGAGGACGUAGCGGAAUCAGUGCCUCUAGCGCGAGGCAGCGCCGAAUACCAAAGCGUCCUGCCCAGGGUCAGAGAGGCCCUCGCGGGAGUCCUUCAGGACAUUGCUGCCGACAACGUCUCCAGAGCGGAUUACACUCGGGAUCCUUCAGUGGCUCCCUGCUGCAACCAUCAGCGAUCCACCUGUCGCUGCCAGGCCAUGAAGCAGACCCUUUCUUCCACAGGCAGAGAUAGCAGGAUAUGAGUUCGGGCCAGUUCACAUCCCAGCUGCAGCUGUAAACUCCUGGCAGGUGUGGGGAGCUGAUUCUGGGGCAGUGAGCCCUGUCAGUGGAAGCACCUGGUUUUGGAGUCCGGAGCAAAGCCUAGCUUUUGCAUUUGUGUUGUUUAUUUCUUGUGCCGUCAGGGUUAUUAGUGGGUGCCAGCACUAUGAAUCCACUUCUCCUGGUGGCCAUUUCUUCCUUUUCUUUCUAUUUCUCUUUGAUAGGACUUGAAGGUACGUCUGCGUCUCAACCACCCUACUCAGCUGUUUGGAAAUGAAGUCAAGGGGCCAGGCGGUGGUGCACCUGACUGAGUGUGUGUGUUACAACUCGAGCCCUCCGGCCCCUACCUGCAGGGGGAAAGCUUUGUGAGUGGUGAAGCAGGGCUGCAGGUGUCUCUGUGUUUCUCCCUCUCUAUAACUCCCAUCCUUCUCAACUUCUGGCUGUCUCUAGCCAAUAAAUAAAUAAAGAUAAUUAAAAAAAAAAGAGAGAGAGAGAGGGAGCCAGGCGGUAGCGCAGCAGGUUAAAUGUCAAGUCUCCGAGCGGAACUUACAAAGAAGUUCGUGACCCUGUGAGUCUCCCCUUGAACAAACCCUCCCCGAGCCACGUUUUUUCCCCCUGCAUGAUUCCACCACUCCUGGUGAGUUCUGCUAAUUUAUUUACUUCUCCACCACUGGUGAAGCUCCAUCUUUGUGUGGUGCCAUCACCUUGGUGAAGUAUGUGCAAACUGGCAGGGCUACUUCCACCCUGCCCCGCCUUAAAGGUGAUGACUGUACUUUAGAGAUUUUAGGAGUCCUACUCCCUUCAGACAAGAGGAGGGCCGAGUGGGGAUUGUAUUAUUAUGUGGAAAACUGGGAAAUGCUGUGCAUGGGCAAACUAUUGUAUUUUACUGUCAACUGUAAAUCAUUAAUCCUCCCAUAAAGACAUUAAAUAAACACACAAAACCAACAACUGUAAAA
Messenger RNA from Erinaceus europaeus (western European hedgehog), 3620 nucleotides. RefSeq names its product arylsulfatase G (gene ARSG). The coding region runs from base 906 to 2648 and encodes 580 amino acids. NCBI's taxonomy places the organism in Eukaryota, Metazoa, Chordata, Mammalia, Eulipotyphla, Erinaceidae. The record is from RefSeq and is a predicted model, not a curated record. The transcript has 14 exons. Gene Ontology annotation, molecular function: arylsulfatase activity.